AACAACGGGGACGAAUGGAGUAUAUUUGGUGCGUAAUGCAAUGUUUUGAAUAGGAGCAUCUAGUUAAAAUGGUCUUGCAGAAUAGUGGAAGAUUUAAGGCCGACCGAUCGGAAAAGACCGAUGGAUCUGGUUUCAGUCGAGAAGAUUCCUCUGAAAAGAGAUUAGAGCGUGCAAACCUAAAUGAUGAAAUUGAUAUCAAGUUUGGAUUUGAGAGAUACAAGGACCCAGUGGAAAGGACGGGAUGGCUCAUCAACAUGCACCCAGCUGAUAUUUUGGACGAGAAUAAAAGGCUUAUAAGUGCUGUGGAUUACUAUUUUCUGGAAGAAGAUGGAGGAAGAUUUAAGGCAACCUUCCCUUUUCGUCCCUACUUUUUUGUGGCCACCAAGAAGGAGUACGAGCGAGAAGUGGCAUCGUUUCUCACCAAGAAGUUUUCUGGGAAGAUUGCAUCAGUGGAGUCUGUGUAUAAAGAGGACUUGGAUCUGGCAAACCACCUGGUGGGCCUGAAGAGAACCUACCUCAAGCUGUCCUUUCUGUCGGUAGAGGAUUUAACCAAGGUCAAACGGGAAAUUAAUCCCGCUGUCACCAAGAACAAGGAGCGUGAGAAGUCGAGUGAAGCCUACACAACAAUGUUCUCUAGUUACUUGACCGGUGAAGACAGCAAGACCAAUUCCAAAAAGAUGGUUGACCAGAUGGACAACUUAAUGGACAUCAGAGAAUACGAUGUUCCAUACCAUGUGAGAGUGUCCAUAGAUCUCAAAAUAAAUGUAGGUCACUGGUACUCGGUCCGGGGGCGUGGCUCCUUACCUGUAGAGAUCCUACCUCGGGAAGACCUCGUAGACAGACCGGAUCCGGUUGUAUUGGCGUUUGAUAUCGAGACCACCAAACUCCCACUGAAGUUUCCCGACUCGGCCACGGACCAAAUAAUAAUGAUCUCCUACAUGAUUGACGGCCAGGGGUACCUGAUCACAAACAGAGAAAUAGUUUCUCAGGACGUUGAAGACUUUGAGUAUACACCUCGGCCGGAGUUUGAGGGUCCAUUCAUCAUAUUCAAUGAACCUGAUGAAGUCACGUUAAUACGGCGAUUCUUUGACCAUGUACUGGAUGUACGUCCGCAUAUCUUUGUGACAUACAACGGCGAUAUGUUUGAUUGGCCAUUCGUAGAGGCAAGAGCAGCUCUCCAUGGGUUGGACAUGUCUCGGGAAAUCGGCUAUCAGAAGGAUAUCCAAGGGGAAUACAAGUCUCGUCCGUCUAUACACAUGGACUGUCUGCGUUGGGUCAAACGAGACAGCUACCUGCCUGUGGGAAGCCAGGGUCUAAAAGCAGUCGCCAAGGCUAAACUACGUUACAACCCUGUAGAGAUGGACCCUGAGGACAUGUGUCGUAUGGCCAGUGAAGAACCACAGGUCUUGUCUAAUUACUCUGUAUCCGACGCCGUGGCGACCUACUAUUUGUACAUGAAGUAUGUCCACCCGUUUAUAUUUGCCCUGUGUACCAUCAUCCCCAUGGAACCGGACGAGGUUCUGAGGAAGGGAUCAGGAACUCUAUGUGAGGCCUUACUUAUGGUCCAAGCCUAUCACGCCAAUAUCAUCUUCCCCAAUAAACAAAUGGCUGUGUUCAACAAACUCACUGAAGACGGCCAUGUACUCGACUCUGAGACGUAUGUAGGCGGUCAUGUGGAGGCGCUGGAGUCAGGGGUCUUUAGGGCCGACCUACCCUGCAGGUUCAGAAUGGUGCCGGAGGCAUUUCAAAACUUGAUAGACAAGGUUCACAAGACGAUGAAGCAUGCGAUAGAAGAGGAGGAGAAAAUUCCAAUGGACACCGUGACUAACUUGGACGAGGUCUGCACAGAUAUUAUCGAGCGCUUGGCUAUGUUACGUGAUUGUCCAAACCGCCUCGAGAACCCGAUCAUCUACCAUCUUGAUGUGGCCGCCAUGUACCCCAACAUUAUCCUAACUAACAGACUACAGCCUCCAGCUAUUGUAGAUGAAGCUACAUGUGCUGCUUGCGACUUUAACAAGCCCGGUGCUGUGUGUCAGCGAAAGAUGACGUGGAUGUGGAGAGGGGAAACUAUGCCAGCCUCGCGAAGUGAGUUCCAACGGAUACAACAGCAGCUGGAAAAUGAAAAGUUCCCACCGAGUAUCCCUGGAGGAGACCCUCGCGCAUUUCACCAGCUGAAUCGUGAGGAACAGGCGACAAUAGAGAAAAAACGAUUGGCUGACUAUUGUAAAAAGGCCUAUAAGAAAGUGCACUCUACCAAGAUGGAGGAAAGGACUGCCACAAUUUGUCAGAGAGAAAAUUCUUUCUAUGUCGACACUGUGAGGGAUUUCCGUGACAGACGUUAUGAAUUUAAAGGUCUCGUCAAAGUCUGGAAAAGAAAAUUAGCGGAGGCUGAGGAAUUGAAAGAUGCAGCUGAAAUAAAACGUGCUAAUGGUAUGGUGGUUCUGUACGAUUCACUCCAGCUCGCCCACAAGUGUAUCCUCAACUCGUUCUAUGGCUAUGUAAUGAGGAAAGGGGCCCGUUGGUACAGUAUGGAAAUGGCAGGGGUUGUCUGUUACACUGGUGCCCAUAUCAUCACCAAAGCUAAGGAAAUUGUCGAACAAAUCGGGCGUCCUCUGGAGCUAGACACUGAUGGUAUUUGGUGUGUGUUACCAGCGACUUUCCCUGAAAAUUAUGUCCUAAAGACCACAAACCCCAAGAAGGCAAAGGUCACCAUCUCUUACCCAGGGGCUAUGCUCAAUAUCAUGGUCAAGGAAUUCUUCACCAAUGACCAGUAUCAGGAACUUGUAGACCAUAACAAACUCCAGUACUCCCUUCGGAGUGAGAAUUCUAUCUUCUUUGAGGUAGAUGGUCCAUAUCUGGCUAUGAUUUUACCCGCAUCGAAGGAAGAAGGCAAAAAACUUAAAAAGAGAUAUGCUGUUUUCAACUUUGAUGGUUCUCUUGCUGAGCUGAAGGGUUUUGAGGUGAAGAGGAAUGGCGAAUUAGAACUGAUAAAGAUCUUUCAGUCGUCAGUGUUUGAGGCUUUCUUGAAGGGUGAUACGUUGGAGGAGUGUUACGCCGCGGUUGCCAAGGUCGCAGAUUACUGGUUGGAUGUCCUCUUCAGUAAGGCUGCGAAUAUGCCAGACUCUGAACUUUUUGAGUUAAUCGCUGAGAAAAGAAGAAUGUCGAGAACACUAGAGGAUUAUGGGUCACAGAAGUCGACUUCCAUUAGUACGGCGAGGCGAUUAGCAGAGUUCCUUGGAGAUCAGAUGGUGAAGGAUGCAGGCAUCAGUUGUAAUUAUGUCAUCUCCAAAAAACCUGAUGGUGCACCUGUCACGGAAAGAGCUAUACCCUUGGCAAUUUUCCAAGCCGAGCCUAGUGUCCGAAAACAUUACCUGAGAAAAUGGCUCAAGAGUCCCGGAGCAACUGAUUUUGAAAUUCGAGAGAUCCUCGACUGGGAGUACUAUGUAGAACGCCUUGGUGGGUCAGUAAUGAAAAUCAUCACCAUUCCAGCGGCUCUACAAAUGGUAGCCAAUCCGGUUCCUCGAAUUCGUCAUCCUGAUUGGUUACAUAAGAAGCUACUGGAGCGUAACGAUGUAUUCAAACAGAAAAAGAUCAGCGAGAUAUUUGCUCCCACUCAGCGACAGAAACCACAGCAAUCUUCGGAGGACCUGUUCCCCAACAGUGAUCAGCAGAGAUCGUCUGUAGACAUAGAGGACGUUGGGGGUCGUUCUCAUACCAAAACUGGACUAGGGAUGGCCAUAGCCCAUAAACGAAAACGAACGAGUCUUGACAACUCGGACAACAGUCAGAAUGAGUCUCAGUUACUGGAGAGCUCGCAAACUUGGCGGGAAAUACUGGGACCUGCGCCACCUAUGGGUAAAACAAAGGAAGAGCGUGCAGUUUGGCUGGAGUACCACAAGAAAAAAUGGGAGCUACAGGCCAAAGACCGACAAGAUCGGAAACGACGGAGAGUUGACUUUGGCGAUGCUCCAUCUGGUCGUGCAGUCAGUAGUCGGACUGGUCUUGGAGGAUUUCUCCGCCGGACAGCUCGCAGUAUCAUGGACAUGCCAUGGCAGAUAGUACAGCUUAUGGAGACCAGUUACCCUGGUCAGUUCAAGUUGUGGGCUCUAAUUGGCAGUGACCUUCAUGCCAUGAAGCUAAACGUGCCUCGCAUCUUCUACGUCAAUCAGAAGUCGCCCAAGGAGGGUGAGGGAGCUUUGUGGAAGAAAGUGAUCAAGACAUUGCCGCGAUCCCACCCUGUGUUUAAUCUGUACGAGUACAGUGUACCGGAGGAUGUCUAUCAGGAGCACAUCAACGAGAUCAGUGCGGACCUCUCCUCUCCAGACAUUGAGGGUGUGUAUGAGACACAAGUUCCCUUGGAGUUCCGUGCACUUGUCCGUCUUGGCUGUGUCGCCACUGUCAACAGAGACUUCGCCAAGUAUAUGACUGGCAGAGAGACGGAUACAUUUGACAUGGAAAACCUGGACUUCCGUACAUUGGCACAGUUUACCUACUUGGAGCCUGGUGCUAUCAAACACCUGUAUCUCUACCAUCACAUCUGUGGAACCAAGUCCAUGUUUGGCCUGUUUUUCCCAAUGUCCAAGAAGGCCACAGUCUUUGUAGUGGACACUGUCCGAAGUGAUCAAAUGCCAAAUCUCUCGGCUCUCUUCAAUGGCGAGCGCAAUAGCAAGGUAACUAAGGGUGCAGCCGAGGAAAUGUUGCCGCCCUCCCACCACACGUUUGAUAUUAAGUUGGAGAAGGACGUACGACAGGUCCAUCGAACCAUCCAGAGGAUACUGUCCGCUUACAAGGACGAGAAACGUGGCCCCACCUUUAUAGCUGUACAAUCCCCCCACGAUUUCCAGCACCUUACAUCAAGUAUGCCAGGUCUUCAAGAUUUCCCCCUUGUGCCUAUACACAUCUCCGACAGCGAUACCCUGUAUAAUGUACUGGACUGGCAGAGAGUCGGGAGCCGGCGAAUGUUACAACACUACCUCAACGUUGAUAUCAUUCUCUAUGCGAUGGUUGAACAGUGCCGUUACCUCCACAUCCCUGUGGGAAACAUGCCACGUGACAUCACGCUGUAUGGCUGUGACUUAUUCCUGGCUCGCCACCUCCAUAAACACAACCACAUCCUGUGGUGUUCCGUAACGGAGCGACCAGACCUCGGAGGAAAGGAGGCGGAUGACAGCAGGCUGUGUAUGGAGCUGGAGGAGAACAGCAGUGUGGAGGUCAACCAUCCCGGUACCUACUCCAGUGUGUGUGUGGAGUUAGAUAUCGCCAGUUUGGCCGUCAACACUAUUAUAGAGUCCUCCCAUGUAAAUGACCAAGAGGGAGCCAGUGCUGUGAGUUUUGACACGAUGCCGCAGUCGUCACUAGAGGACAUGGUCCAGGGACAAGGUGCUGCCACCUAUUUAGCGAGCUACGAUGAGACUGCCCUCUGUUCGACAACAUUCCGUAUCCUCAAGAGUAUGGUGCAAGGCUGGGUCAGAGACGUGACGAUGUACGGGAAUGUGUUUGCCGAUAACCAGAUUAUACAUUUCUACAGAUGGCUGCGGUCCACUGGAGCUCAGCUUUACGAUCCAGCCCUGAGACGAACGCUGCAUAAUAUGAUGAAAAAAGUCUUUAUGCAGUUAAUAGCGGAAUUCAAGCGUCUUGGAUCAACGAUAGUCUAUGCAAACUUCAACCGAAUUAUUCUUUGUACGAAGAAGCGUAGACUUGUGGAUGCUUUGUCCUAUGUGGAGUACAUCACCAACAGCAUAAAGUCCCGCGAGUUAUUCCACUUGAUAGAACUCUCCUACGAACAGUGCUGGGAAUACUGCAUCUGGCUGGACCCUGCUAACUAUGGUGGGGUGAAGGGACGACUGCCUUCAGCAGCAAUGACGGACAGUUCCCAACCCAACCCUGACCGAGAGGCGGAGCAAGACAGUGAAGACGAGGAGCCACGACAGGAGGAGGAAGAGCUAAAUAAAUCGGAUGAGGAGGAUGAGCCUGAGAUUGAGAUGAACUGGAAUAUCAUGCAUUUCUUACCGGAGGCUGGAGCAUGUCAGACCAACUUCAAUAUGAUAGUAGCUGGUUAUAUCCUGUCUGUAUACACCAAUGUGAUGGAGGAACACCAACGACUCACUCCAGGGAAUACGCCGGUCAAACGGCGACACAACUCGCAGUCACAGUCUCAACAGAAACCUCUGGAGACGAGCGCCACCCCAGCCACGGUGACGUUUUCUCAAGAACUGAUAGCUGGUGAUCUCGCGCAGCAGAUGUUUGCUAUUACACAGAAGAUACAGAAGAAGCUUGCUGGGAACACCAACAAUGCUGCCAUAGAGUUCCCUCAGAGACCGGGCUCUCACCUGUUACUCAAAAACCCAGCUCUGGAGUUCGUUAAGUCUGUCUGUCAGGUGUUAGCCUUGGACAGCAAUGUCACAUUACAGAUAACAAAACUGAAGCGAGAUCUUCUCAAACUUAUCGGAGUUGGGGAGUUCUCCAGUGAUGCCAAGUUCCUUGACCCCUGUUUGUCUUACGUCCUCCCAGAGGUCAUCUGCAAGUCGUGUAACCAUGUCCGUGACCUUGACCUUUGCAGAGAUCCGUACCUCAAUCAUAAUGACUCCAAUGCGGCGUGGUCGUGUGUACAGUGUAAGACGGCCUAUGACAUGACAGAGAUGGAACAAUGCCUUGUUGACUCAAUAAACCGCAAGUCAAUGGCCUACGUACUACAGGACCUCAAGUGUGUCAAGUGCCAGGGGGUGAAGGAGGGUAAUAUGACGAAGUACUGUAAGUGUGCUGGAGAUUUCACAACCACGGCUGCACUCAAGGACUUUGAGAAAAGACUGCGGACAUUUAGAGGCAUAGCCAGUCAUUACAGUAUGGUGGUGCUGAUGGAGACUGUGGAUUGGAUCAUGAAGAUGAACCCAAGUAUAGUGAGCUGAGGAACAGACAUUCUUGUGCCAAGGAAUAUACACAAAAUAAACUGUGGACCAAAGUACAACAUGGUGAGGAAUGGAGACAACUAAAGAAAUUCUGGUAUCAGAAGAAGCCAUGAACCCAGGUGUAGAGAGAUGUCUCCACUGAAGGCAUGUUGGUUUAAAGGAUUUUACUCCUAAAACAUGGGCCCAGACGUUCUAAUUAGUCAUGAACUCGAUACGAGAAGACAAGUUUGGUGACUUAUUCUGGAGGCCUAUAUUUGGAAAGUUCAUGUCACUUCUAUUUUAUACGGAGGAAAGCUUGUCGAGGAUACAGUGAAAGCAAUUCUGCUCUAGGAUACUGACCUUAAAUAUUGACGAGAGAAUUAAAGAUAAAGUUUAGUAGCCUCAACCAGUUAUUGUGGUCUACGAGGAAGAAAACACUGUUCAAGAAAUAUGAAUUUCAGAGCAAAAGACUGAAUAUAUACGGAGUAUAUAUAAAAUAGGUAUUGUUAUUUAGUUUUUUUAGCCCACCAUUAUCAGAUGGUGGGCUAUUCAAAUCGCCUUGUUUUUUACAAAAAAAAAAAUUUAAAAAAAGAUGAAUUGAUCACCAUCAUCAUUAAUGUACCGAGUUUCAAAGUACAUAAAAUUAUCGGAAGUUAAAAUCUGUUUAAGUCACAAAGAGAAUUGGGCGAAGAGUGAGGUAUAAACUUGGGCUCAUAUUGAAUCAUUCUGAUACUGAAACACAUAAAAUCUGUGCUCAAUCCAACUUUAUUUCAACUUAAAUCAUGCAUUAAAAGAAAGAAAAAUUUAAACAUUGUAAAUAAUAUCGCACUUGAAGUUGAAGUAUUUCCGAAAUUUCUUUUAAUCUGAAAAUUUAUUUAGGAUUUUAGAGGUAACCCAAAACAUUUUCGAGCGAGUGCAAAAUGUGUAUUUUUAAAAUCAUGUCAUGAUUAGGGACCAGUAUUAAUUGAACACACAUUAUGCCCCUGGGCUACACCUGUCUGAGGAUUGGCAAAACUUCCAUCUCAACCAACUGUUGAUAUAGAAAUGUGUGUUAUUAAAACAAAGCAUAAAGGAAAUGUAUAAAAUUCAAAUUGAUAGCUAUAUAUAGCUACAUGUUGGCAGUGAUAAUUUCUGUUUUCCAAUUAAACAGUGGAGUCGGUGAUUAAUCGUUUUACCUCAGAGUAUUGAUUUGAUUUUCUGUGAUCAAUCAUGUUUGGACUGUAACAUGGAAAUUUUCAGGAGUUAUUGAGAUUUACAGUAGACUAGAAAAAUGAUUACAUGUAAAUCAACAACAUUAUCAUUAAAUUUACAUGAAAAUACAUUUCUGUUCAUGAUAAAAAAUUGUAAUUGCUUGAAAUUGUGAUGGAGUAUGCCUUAGAUUUAUAAAAUUAAUAUUAAUGUAAAAGAUUUUCAGUGGUUGUUUUUGUGUAUUAAGAAAUGAUCCAGGAUAAAUGUAUAAUUUUUUUUUUUUUUGAAUCUUUCCAAUCUUUAUGAAAUGUCUGACAGAUGAAAAUGUCUCAAUGAAAAGAGAACUGCCCUGGAUUUUGCAAGGCCAGAAAUUCUUGGAAGACUUUUAUUUGAAUUUUAUUUCAUUUUAUUGUUAAUAUAUUGAAACAAUUUCCUUAAUAAUUUGUAAUGUGAUAUUUAAAAAAAGUGCUCGACUUACAGAAGUUGACUGGAAUGUUUGAGAUGAAUUAUAUGACUAGUUGGGCCACAUUCAUUUGUAAUAUAGUGAGUUUACCAUGGAGGAAAAGCUUCGGAACAAAUAGAAAUAAUUUGUAAGUAUUAGUAUACUGCUGUAUAUUAUGUAUAUAUUCUGUAAUGUACAAAUUCUGUAUUUGAUCUGUGCUCUAUUAUUGAUAGAAUAUAUUUUUUUACUGUGACAUCAUUGUAUUGUUGCCGCAACGUCAUACAAUUGUUUGAAAACUUGUAGCUUGUCUCAGCCCUGGGAUGAGAUAAGAAAAUCUCACAUAGGUAAAAUUGUGGAUAUUUCUGUCCAGGGUGAGAUAAAAUAUUCUCUUACUAAGGACAGGGAUAUCUACAAUUUUACGAGGCAAGAUUUUCUUUCUCACGCUCUCAGACAACUCAAUGACAUCAUGUCGAUCGUGUCAAUAUUUCUGUGUUUUUGUCUUGUUGCCUAAGUUUUUAAUUCAGGACAAGAAUAAAAAUUUAGAAAAAAAAUCGUAAAGGUAUUUGCUAAGAUACUUCAGUACAAAUGAUUUCCCUUUUGAAAAGAUGAUCCCUACCAAUACAGCUAUGUUUCAUAGCUGUUGUUCCUUAAUUGGGAUUCAACAGAGAUAUUUAUUGAUAUUUUGCAUUAAUUAAACAAUGAAAUGGAUAACAAGAUAUCCAAGUGGUUGUAUCCAUGCUUUGUUUGUAAAGAUACAAAUAAAAAACCAAAACAUGAAA
This is a messenger RNA of Pecten maximus, 9293 nucleotides long. RefSeq names its product DNA polymerase epsilon catalytic subunit A-like. Gene Ontology annotation, biological process: leading strand elongation; mitotic cell cycle; DNA replication proofreading. The transcript is spliced from 52 exons. NCBI's taxonomy places the organism in Eukaryota, Metazoa, Mollusca, Bivalvia, Pectinida, Pectinidae. The coding region runs from base 69 to 6905 and encodes 2278 amino acids. The record is from RefSeq and is a predicted model, not a curated record. Gene Ontology annotation, molecular function: DNA-directed DNA polymerase activity; single-stranded DNA 3'-5' DNA exonuclease activity; nucleotide binding. Gene Ontology annotation, cellular component: epsilon DNA polymerase complex; nucleus.